Molecule: messenger RNA, 927 nt
Organism: Triticum turgidum subsp. durum (durum wheat)
Lineage: Eukaryota; Viridiplantae; Streptophyta; Magnoliopsida; Poales; Poaceae
Source: the annotation of a GenBank genome assembly
AUGGCCGCCGCCACGACCGACACCAGCUCCGGCGAUCACUUCGCCGGCGCUUGCGGCGUGAGCGUUGGCAGCGCGUGCUCCACCCCCUUCGUCAGCGCACCGUCCACCCCCGCCCGCGACCCGUCGUUCCAUGCCGCCGCCGGCUACUGCUUCAGCGCGCCGGCGAGCCCUGCACGAGGCCCCGGUGACUGCGACUACGAUUUCGACUUCGACUUCUCGUUGCAGUUUCCGUCCCCGGCCGCCGCCGCGAUGUCCUCAGCCGACGAGCUCUUCCACAACGGCCAGAUCCGCCCAAUGCGGCUCUCCUCGUUCCUCCUCCGUCCGCAGGCGCCCCCGCCCACCGCCGACCGCCCCAACGGUGAUCGGAUGCCGCCGCAGGAGGCAUCGUCGCCAUUGGACGAGCGCGGCCGUUUCCGGAGCCGGUCGGUGCAUCGCAGGUCCCGCUCAGCCUCGCCAUUCCGGGCACACUGGAUGUCACCGUUAUCUUCGCCCGCCCCGGCGAAAGAAUCCGUACGGACGCCGACAUCAGCGUCACGGUCGUCGUCCUCGUCAUCGACGGCGUCGUCCGGGUCGUCCUCGGCCUCGGGAAGCUGCGGCCGGUGGCGGUUCUUGAAGAAGCUCAUCCAUCCGUACAAGUCCGACGGCUCCAAGCACCAACGUCCACCAACGCCAGCGAGCCCCAAGACGAACUCCCCGCUGGCAGCUCCCAACAAGAACCCCACCCCGGCGAUGGGUAAGCGCGGGAGGAGGAGCUCGGCGCAUGAGCGGCUCUACGAGGCGAGGCGGGCAGAGGCGGAGGAUAUGCGGCGGCGCACGUUCCUGCCGUACCGGCAGGCGCUGCUUCUCGGCUGCCUCGGGUUUGGUUCCGGCGGUUACAGCGCCAUGCACGGCUUCGCCGCCGCCACCACCGGCAAGUCCAAGUCUUGA